Messenger RNA from Symbiodinium sp. CCMP2456, 837 nucleotides. NCBI's taxonomy places the organism in Eukaryota, Dinophyceae, Suessiales, Symbiodiniaceae. The record is from the annotation of a GenBank genome assembly.
GCGAUGCGCGGCUUCGUAGGCCCCAAGGACAUCUUCAGGAAUCCCGAGGCCAUUUUCCGCUUUUUCGAACCCUCCACUGGCACAGGAAAGAGCAAGGACAACGUCGACAUCACCCUCAGCAACAAGGUCAGAUGGGGCGUGGGCCCCAGCCCCUUCAACCUGGUCUUGUCUCACGCUGGGGACGACUUUGCAGUCAUGGGCAUGCACUUCAAGCUGGGACUCUACGAGCACCAAUCUGCUGGCGCGCUGGAGGGCGCCAUCUCGGCUUUGGUACAAAAUCCCGAGCUUUGUGCAGGUGGUGUUGAUGGCAUCGCUGGCAUCAACAUCAUCGCUUACGAGCCAGCCUUCGGCAUCAUUGGCGACCCGGCCAAGAAGGACCCCACGACGCGACAGUCGGCAGAUCACUCGAUGGCUUUCAUCGUGUCGCGCAUCCUGCAGAAGGCCCUGAAGAGUGGCAAGGUGCCUGGAGCAAUGGAUGAUGCCUGGAUGGAGCUCAUGCUGUCGCCCUACGAUUAUGGCAAGGAUGCCCUUUAUGAGAAGGACACCCGGGCGCUGAUGGAGAAGAUUUCGUUCUCGCAUGGCGGACCGGAGUACGAUGCCAAGUACCCUGAUGGCAUUCCCACUGCCAUUGACAUCACUCUCAAGAGUGGAAAGGUCAUUUCCAGUGGCAUGGUGAUGUAUCCCUCAGGGCAUGCGCGAAAUACCUCUGCAGACUUGAAGAAGAUCCUGCAGCACAAGAACCGAAUGUUGGGUGACAUCGUCUUCCCGGAAAGGAGCACCGUAGACAACUUCGUCUCUCGUGCUCUGGCUGAUGAGUGCAAAACCAACGGACCCUGA